Molecule: messenger RNA, 1458 nt
Organism: Solanum stenotomum
Lineage: Eukaryota; Viridiplantae; Streptophyta; Magnoliopsida; Solanales; Solanaceae
Product: F-box/kelch-repeat protein At3g23880-like
Exons: 2
Coding region: 52-1209 (385 amino acids)
Molecular function (GO): protein binding
Source: RefSeq, a predicted model, not a curated record
AACUCUGGCGGCCGGCGAUGUUUCCAUUUCUUCGUUUUCUUGAUUGGAUUCAUGGGGCUAUUCAGAACAUUCUACUCAAAUUCUUUUCAUGGUAUGAACUUAAUUUUCACUCCAAUUUCUGAUGAUUCGAUACUCCCAAAUGAAAUCAUAACAGACAUUCUCUUAAUGCUUCCCACCAAAUCUCUCUUGAAAUGUAUGUGCGUUUCGAAAUCAUGGCAUCAACUUAUCUCUAGCCCUCAUUUUGUGAAAACCCAUCUCAAAUUAAACAGAAAUAAUCAUUCAGUUCUAUUUUCAGACAUCAAUGGAAAAUUCAAGUUUUGUUCUAUCAAUUACCUCUUUAACAAACAACAACAAGUUACUCAGGAGCUAUUGCACAUGGAUCCUCCCACUUUGUUGGCUUUUGUUGUGGGUUCUGUGAAUGGGUUGAUUUGUCUGUGCAAUCGCGCUGGGCAGAUGUUUAUAUGGAACCCUACAAUUAGCAAGUCGAAGGAAUUGCUUAAUUCGAAAUGCGGUACCUCUAUCUAUAUCAAAUAUGGUUUUGGAUACGAUGAAUUACAUGAUGAUUAUAAAGCUAUAUAUGUUGAUUAUUCUUACCAUAAUGAUAAUGAUGAUGUGUCCAAAACGAGGAAUGUGGUCAAUGUUUAUAGUUUGAGGGCUGAUUCUUGGACAACAGUAGAUGACCAGCUUCACGGCAUCUAUCUAGUAAAUCAUUACGGUAAAUUUGUCAACGGGAAGGUUUACUGGGUUGCAUCUACUGGUCUUCAUAGUCUAAAGCUGAACAACAUCAUUUCUUUUGAUGUAGCUGAUGAGACAUGGGGUAGCUUGGAGCUUCCCAUUUGUAGAGAAGUCGAUUCUAUUUUCAAGUUGGGAGUUGUGGGGAGCGACCUUUCUCUACUUUAUGCUUGCCAUGAUCUUACUUGUGAUGUCUGGAUUUUGAAGGAUUGCGGAGUUUGGACAAAAUUGUUCACUAUCAAUUAUCCACGAAAUGCUGGGCUAUACAUGCUUGCUCCUCCCAUUUUUACAUUUUCUAUGCAUCUUCAACGGUCAGAAAUAGGUGACAUUUUACUUUCGCUUCCGGGAUAUAUCAUGAUAUUUGAUGGUUCAACCAAAAAAUUUGAGCACACUCCUGAUGUUAAGGGACCCAAUCCUCCAGAAAUCUACGCAGAAAGUAUUGUUAAUCCCCUAAUGAUAUCUGGAAGUGGAAGCUAAUGUUGAACACUAAUCUGUAUUUGCUGCUGACUGCAUGGAUCAAAACUAUGAAGCAGAAUGAAACAGGUCCAAAUGAAGCAAAAUGAUAUCGCGGAUUCAUAUAACUGAUUACUUGUACACAGAGAAUGUUAGGAGGAAACCUUGUGGAUUGUUCCGUUGCUUUACAAGGGUGAAAGAUUAUUAUUACCUGUUCCAGUAAACUAAACAAUUAGGCACUGGAAAUUUCUCACUUUCCGUAUGUUCAGGAAC